GCCCUGUAUCGUUAAUCUUUUUAUUUUGUCUUCUAAGUCUUCCUUUGACUAUAUAACAAGCACCAACAACUCUCAAAACAGUUUCAUUUCUUCAAUCAUCAUAAUAAGACACAAGACCCUUUUUUUCUCUUUCUCUUGUAUUUAGCAGAACAACAAAAGUCUGUCUGAAGAAAAUAAUCUUGAAUUCAUCAACAAGACUUAAUUCUUUUGAAGAUUUUGUUGGUUAUGAGAUUCGACGUAUCUGCUGAAAACCUCUAAAGGUACCAAAUCUAAGAAGCUUGGAACAGUUCUGCAGCACCUUAGCCAAUUCGAAGAGAGCACAUAUAAAAUAAAAAAAUAAAAAAAGAGCGCGUGACUGAUACCGAGAUGCAAGCAUCCCAGAGACCUGAAUCAUCAGGCGGAGUUCACAAAUUGUACCAUCAGCCAACUGCGAAAGUUGAGCAAUAUUAUAGCCCUUACAAUGUUUUUAACAACAAUUCCAAUGAUACUAGCAGCUCGGGUACACAAAUCUCCUAUGAGACACAAAAUGAACAGUUCUUUACUCUCGACUCGCUUCCCGCUUCCGGUUAUGUCAACUAUGAUUCGCCUCCAACUGUAAGCGUCUCGUCCAACUGGAGUCCCUUCUCUCCUCAAUGUUCUAAUUCAUACAUUUCAGAUCAGCGGCAUUCCUCAGACAACACGUACGGUUCACCUUUGAGCGGGUGUUCGGUAGUUGAUGAUGGCAAUGCACUGAAACAUGUGCUAAGGGAGAUGGCAAAUAAUUUGCUCGGCCCUGACUCUGAUAUUGAUGAAGACAGCAGUUGCUCUUUUAAUGGCGAGGUCUCGAAACCUUCAAAGUGGAAUCGAGUAUUGGAAAUCGCGUCGAGUUUGGACGUGAAAGAGCUCCUCCUUGCCUGUGCUGAAGCAGUGUCGGAUUCUGAUUUCUCAGCUGCAGAAGUUCUGAUGAAUGUCCUCGAGCAAAGGGUAUCGGUUUCCGGGGAACCUAUGCAACGGUUAAGCGCAUACAUGUUGGAAGGGCUUAGAGCAAGAUUAUUUUCCUCGGGAAGUAUUAUAUACAAAAAGCUCAAGUGCAACGAACCGACUAGUUCAGAAUUGAUCUCUUACAUGCAAGUCCUCUAUCACGUCGUCCCUUACUACAAAUUCGCCUACACAUCCGCCAACGUUGUGAUCGAUGAAGCCAUGAGGAACGAGAACAGAAUCCAUAUAAUUGAUUUUCAAAUUGCACAGGGAAGUCAAUGGAUGUUCCUCAUGCAUAAUCUUGCUCGUCGGCCUGGUGGGCCCCCUUUCGUCCACAUCACAGGUGUCGAUGAUUCUCAAUCAGCUCAUGCACGGGGAGGAGGACUUCAGCUAGUCGGUGAAAGGCUAGCAAAAGUUGCUGAAUCAUAUGGAGUGCCUUUUGAAUUUCAUGCUGCUGCAAUAUCUGGAUCUGAGGUACAGCUAGAAAACCUUAUUAUUCGACAUGGAGAAGCCUUGGCCGUUAACUUCCCGUACGUGCUGCAUCACAUGCCAGACGAGAGCGUAAGCACUGCGAACCAUCGAGACCGUCUACUAAGACUAGUUAAGAGCUUGUCCCCGAAGAUAGUUACCCUUGUUGAACAAGAAUCUAACACCAACACUUCUGCUUUCCUUCCGAGAUUCCGUGAAACUAUGGAUUACUAUACAGCAAUGUUCGAAUCAAUUGAUGCAGCUCGCCCGAGGGAUGACAAGCAGCGGAUCAGUGCAGAGGAGCAUUGUGUGGCACGAGACGUUGUCAACAUAAUAGCGUGCGAGGGGGCUGACAGAGUGGAAAGACACGAACUUUUCGGGAAGUGGAGUAUGAGACUUAUGAUGGCUGGAUUUACUCAAUGCCCCUUGAGUCCAUCAGUUGGGGAAGCCAUAAACAGCGUGUUGAAAGAGUUUAGCCCGAAUUUUAGGCUUGCAGAGAGCAAAGGGGCGCUUUAUCUCGGAUGGAAGAACAGAGCUUUGGCGACUUCUUCAGCUUGGAGAUGACUGCUCCUGGAAAUGUUUGUCUAAGCUUUAAAUCUCUCCUAAUCUUUGAUUUGUUGCCUUUUGGGAGGACUAGAAGAUUGUAUUGUUAACCGUUUCUGAUUUACGAGAUAUAGGACAAUGAAAAUCUUAGGCUUGUACAUGUUAACAUUGGAAGGAAAAUAGUGUGCUCUCUGAAAUAUAAUUAGAUAUUGGGAAUACUCUUGUCUCUUUUGCUGGUAUAUUGAUCUCUUUUUGAAAUUUAUGAAUUGUAUCAAUAGUUGCUUUCA
This is a messenger RNA of Lycium ferocissimum, 2255 nucleotides long. Its product is annotated as scarecrow-like protein 13. Gene Ontology annotation, cellular component: nucleus. The coding region runs from base 367 to 1989 and encodes 540 amino acids. The record is from RefSeq and is a predicted model, not a curated record. Gene Ontology annotation, biological process: regulation of DNA-templated transcription. Gene Ontology annotation, molecular function: sequence-specific DNA binding; DNA-binding transcription factor activity. Lineage: Eukaryota; Viridiplantae; Streptophyta; Magnoliopsida; Solanales; Solanaceae. The transcript has 2 exons.